UGUUGUUGUUCUCACGCUAAUGUGCGAGAUCCGUAGACCCGACUCCACUGCGCGGCCACAUCCCGCCCCGACUUCCCCUCAGCCAGCGGCCUGGUGGUUGGAGAUGAGUAGAAGAUGUCGGUUUCGGGGCUGAAGGCCGAAUUGAAGUUUUUGGAGUCCAUUUUUGACCCAAACCACGAACGAUUCAGAAUAAUAGACUGGAAACCAGAUGAACUCAGUUGCCAAUUCAACGUCACCGGAGAGAAGCUGCUGAUCAUUCACUGCAACAUCACGGAAUCUUAUCCCUCAACACCGCCGAUAUGGUUUGUUGACUCCGAUGAUCCGAGUCUGGCAGAAGUGUUGGAGCGCUUGGAGGAUGUGAGAAAAGGCAGCACAUUGCUCCUUCAGCAGCUGAAGCGCCUCAUUUGUGAUCUCUGUCGGCUUUACAACCUGCCUCAACAUCCAGAUGUAGAAAUGCUGGACCAGCCGUUACCAACUGGACCGAUUACCCAAGAGAGAAAGCAUGGGCCGUCAGAUGAGGUGACAUCUGAAGAGGAAGAAGAGGAAGAAAUGGGCGAGCAGGACAUUGACCUGGACCAUUACGACAUGAAAGAGGAGGAGCCAGUGGACGGGAAAAAGUCAGAAGAUGACGGGAUUGAAAAAGAAAAUCUGGCCGUCUUGGAGAAGAUUCGUAAAAACCAGAGGCAGGAUCACUUGAAUGGUGCCGUGUCUGGCUCUGUGCAAGCCUCAGACCGCCUAAUGAAGGAACUCAGGGAGAUCUACAGGUCACAGAGUUACAAGACAGGUAUUUAUUCAUGUGAACUAGUCGGCGACAGCCUUUAUGAAUGGCACGUCAAGUUAAGGAUGGUAGACCCGGAUAGUCCAUUACAUAGUGACUUGCAGGUCUUAAAAGAAAAAGAAGGAGUGGACUACAUUCUGCUCGAUUUCUCUUAUAAAGAUAAUUUUCCUUUUGACCCUCCUUUUGUUCGGGUUGUCUCCCCUGUGCUCUCCGGAGGUUAUGUUCUGGGAGGAGGGGCCUUGUGCAUGGAACUUCUCACAAAACAGGGCUGGAGCAGUGCCUAUUCCAUAGAAUCUGUCAUUAUGCAGAUAAACGCAACAUUGGUUAAAGGAAAAGCCAGGGUGCAGUUUGGAGCCAAUAAGAACCAGUACAAUCUUGCCAGAGCACAACAGUCGUACAAAUCCCUUGUGCAGAUUCAUGAAAAGAAUGGCUGGUACACACCACCUAAAGAGGACGGAUAAGGAGCUACUACCACUAUGCACUGGGAACAUGUCUUUGGGUCGAAGUAUCUUGUUUUCUUUGGAAUACACCCCCCCCCCCCCCUGACUUGACUGGGAUUAUAUCAUCCUGUUGGCGGAAACCCUCUUGUUGGCUCAUCUGACAAGUAUUCCUUCGCCCCGGUCCAGUCGAGACUGUAUUCUGGUAUCACUUUGCUUCUCCCCUCAGUGUUUUAGUACGGAAGAUAAUAUGUGGAUAUCACUCGUCCUCAAUCCUACGUAGGCUCGUUUGUCUUUAAAAAAAACAUUUCUCCCUUUUGAUUUUGGGGAAGUGAUUUUUCUUUAGCUGCUGUGACAAAGUGGGCUUUACAAACAGUUACUCCUCUAAACGGGAGUUUUAAACGAAGAUACUGAAGCUCUUGAUGUGGCACCUUCCUGCACCUGUUUUUAUUGGCCUCAUUCCCCCCCCUUUUUUGUUUUGCAAACUAACUGGUACAUGAAUGCAAAUAUUAUAGACGUAUUAUUCAGCUAUUGUUUUUAAUAUUUGAGCAUAAUAGACAAUAAAUAAAUUAAACAUUUUGGAAGCUUAUCUCAAUAUUGAGAUGAACUCUGUUUUAGCUCUUACUGUUUUUAAAAUAUAUGAAGAAUAUCGGGUCAAGCAGUAUCAAGAGGAUGUUGAACUAAGAUUAACUGUUGUCUGUGAACAAAUCCACCUGUAGUUGAUAAUAAAAUAGGGCCAAAACAUCUCACAAUUUCCAUGUUAUAUAUCAUGAGUGAGGAGGAAAUGGAUUUUUCCACCAGAUGUCAAAAUGACCGAUGGGUCAUCAUUUGAGACCUUUUUACAGAAUCUAAAGAGCUUUUUUUUUUUGCCUCAUGUUCUGUUGCUACAACAACCCCGUAAGCGUUCAGUUUGGUUACUGGUCUUUUCGUUGAUUAAAGCUGCGGAGGUUGAUGUCUAGUUUGAUGCUAAAAUGAAGCCCUGUGUGUGUCUCUACUGCUGUUCUACAAGAUUUUAAGCAGACGCGCACUGGGAUUUGCUUUACAGAAGGAAUAAAUGAAACGUGUUUAGAUGUGUUUGGAUUUUUUUGCAUAAUAUUGCUCAGUUUAGCGGAAAAUGUGUUAUUCAUAUCUUCCUGACGUACAUGGAUUGUAGAUGCUUUUCCUGCCCAAUUUAGUUUUGAAACUGCUUCCCUGCUCUACGACGUCCACCGUUGCCACAAAUAUGAUUCGGCAUCAACUUCGUUGUCUAAAAAGAUGGAUCAUUCCAAACUUAAUUGAAACUCUAGGAUGUUGUACGUUUCAGUUUUGACCAGGCAACAUACCGUAGUACUUCCUCCCUACCGCCGCUUGUCCUACUGCAGGACGAACUGGAUCUAUUAAUCCGUUUACUUGUGAAACUGUUUGAAUCGCACCUCAGGGAACAAACAAUACUUAGGAGGGGAAUCGGAACUUGAUUGAGCUUGCAGUUUAUUUCUUUAGAUUAAUGAACGCUCUGUACAGCUGACAUUGAUGCUUACACACACACACACUCACUGAUCAGAUGUCAAAAACACAUGAGCUUUACAGUAACAUGGGUCGGGUGUUUCUCUUAAUUGCAUUAAUGAAAGGAAGGACAGCAGUAGCAUGGUGACUACCCCGCGUAAUGGCGCAAUGAUUUCCCCACUGUAGUGUUUAAUGCUUGGUUGUUCGUCCCAAGUACUGAAGAUUUGAUUUCAGCAUCUGAUCUUUGAAUACUCUUUUUAAAUGAAAAAAAACAUUUGCACAACUGACAACAACGUGCCUGUAGAGGUCAAUUAUAACAAACGCAUUCUGAUCUAAAUAGCUGAACGUCAGGAGGAAUGAUUUUUUUUCCCAGCACGCAUCCUGUUACAUGUCUGAUGAAGAGCGAGGACGAAUCAUCAGGUCUCUAAAACCAGAGGUGUCCUCAUCCAAAGGACUAUUGAGAGACAUUUGAGAGUUUCGUGGUCGGGAUGUGAUGAAAGGACUUGCACGCUAAUCCAACUGGACUGUGGUUUUGAAAUGAUUCGUUCAUCUCAACUCCCAACUCAUUUUCUGGCACCAACAAAACAAGUCUGGCACCUUUUUGGCUCGCUUUAGUUUUCUUUUAUUUCUCAUUUUAAGACAUUUUGACUGUGUACAGUAAUUUGUAAACUUGCAUCAAGUUUAUGAAUAAAGAAUUUUAAGAUUA
Messenger RNA from Gasterosteus aculeatus aculeatus (three-spined stickleback), 3403 nucleotides. RefSeq names its product ubiquitin-conjugating enzyme E2 Q2. The record is from RefSeq and is a predicted model, not a curated record. Lineage: Eukaryota; Metazoa; Chordata; Actinopteri; Perciformes; Gasterosteidae.